AUCAGAGAGAGAAACCCAGAUCGGAAAACUACUCUAAUUUCAUCACCCUCUGUGUUUUGUUUUUAUAUUAAACAUUAGUUAGCUUAGGUUUUCAACACUGACAUUAAUGGCAUUGAAAAGCCAAGUUCGGCGUCUCUUCUUCUUGUUGUUGUUAUUGCUGGGCCAGUACGCCGUUUCUGCUUCCUCCGGUGCUGCUUAUCACGACAGCGGUGUUCCCAAAGAGCAAGAGGACGAUCGAAUGUCCGCCCUCCCCGGACAGCCGGCGGUCCCUUUUUCUCAGUUCUCCGGCUACGUCACCGUCAACGACGAGCAUGGCCGAGCACUGUUCUACUGGUUAACGGAGGCUUACACUUCCCCUCACACCAAGCCUCUCGUUCUCUGGCUCAAUGGAGGGCCGGGUUGCUCAUCAGUAGCAUAUGGAGCAUCAGAGGAAAUUGGGCCAUUCCGGAUAAAUAAAACUGGUACUUCGUUGUAUCUUAACAAGUAUUCAUGGAACAGAGAAGCAAAUAUUCUCUUUCUUGAAUCGCCUGCUGGUGUAGGUUUCUCCUACACAAAUACAAGCUCUGACCUCAAAACUACUGGGGACGAAAGGACAGCUCAGGAUGCUCUAAUAUUUCUAAUCAGAUGGAUGUCAAGAUUCCCUCAAUAUAAGUACAGAGACUUUUACAUCUCUGGAGAGAGUUAUGCAGGGCACUACGUUCCCCAGUUGGCUCAAAAAAUUUACCAUUAUAAUAAAGCCAAUCCCCAGAUCAUUAAUCUCAAGGGUUUCAUUGUGGGAAAUGCUGUGACGGAUAACUACUAUGAUGGAAUUGGAACUGUGACAUAUUGGUGGAGCCAUUGUAUGAUAUCUGAUAAAUCAUACAAAACUCUCCUCAAACACUGCAAUUUCACGGCAGAGGAAACAUCUAAAAUAUGUGAUGAUGCUGUGCGUUAUGCAAUUAACCAUGAAUUUGGACGCAUUGAUCAGUACAAUAUUUAUACCCCAACAUGCAGGAGUAACAGUACUGUACAGUACAUGAGGCUCAGAGUACAAUACUACAUAGGAUCUCAGGGUAUGACCCAUGCACUGAAAAUUAUGCAGAGAAAUACUAUAAUCUUCCUGAAGUGCAAAAAGCAAUGCAUGCUAAUGUUACAGGCAUUCCUUACAAAUGGACUGCAUGCAGUGAUGUGCUCUUAAAAUACUGGAAGGACUCUGCAGUUUCUGUAUUGCCCAUUUACAAAGAGUUAAUUGCAGCUGGUUUGAGAAUUUGGGU
Neltuma alba is the source of this 1253-nucleotide messenger RNA. Its product is annotated as serine carboxypeptidase 24-like. Gene Ontology annotation, molecular function: serine-type carboxypeptidase activity. The record is from RefSeq and is a predicted model, not a curated record. Bases 107 to 1177 code for a protein of 356 amino acids. Gene Ontology annotation, biological process: proteolysis; brassinosteroid mediated signaling pathway. The transcript has 7 exons. Lineage: Eukaryota; Viridiplantae; Streptophyta; Magnoliopsida; Fabales; Fabaceae.